AUGGCGGCCAAAAAGAGAAAGGCCAGCGGCCGACAACCGUCAGGCAAGAAACCUGACUCGGCUAUGCGAACGAAAUACAACAUCAAUGAGACUUUUGACAAUUCCGAAGAUGAGUUUCUGGCCGGCCGCGAUCAGGUACUGCUAGAGGAAGGUCCGGAAGCGAAGAGAAGGCGCAAGAUACAAGAAGAGGAAGCCGACUUUCAACCCUCCGAUGAAGAAGUCCUCGGAUACGACGAGGACGAAGACGAAUUAGAUGAAGAUGAGGAUGACGGAUAUGAAAAUGACUACACGUCCAGGAAGCGGAAAGGUGGGUCGGAGUCCGAGUUGGAAGCAGGUGUAAACGACGAGGAGGAAGACGAAGAAGGCCUCGAGGCUUGGGGCACCUCAAGAAAAGACUAUUACAAUGCCGAUAUGAUCGAGACAGAGGCCGAUGCCCUUGAGGAGGAGAAUGAAGCGAAAAGGCUUCAGCAAAAACACUUGAAGGCUAUGAAAGAGGCGGAUUUCGGUUUCGACGAACUCGACUGGGUAGAAUCUGGAAAGGGUGCCGGAGAUAGCAAAGACGAUCAGGAUGGGGUUGUUACUGAGGUACUACCUCAGCUUGAGGUCACAGAUGAUAUGAGCUCCGAGGAGAAACUCAAAGUAUUGAAGUCGAGGUAUCCCGAAUUCGAGCCUCUCGCAAAAGAUUUUGUCGACCUUCAGCCUGAGUACAUGAACAUUCUGGCAGAAGCCCAGAAGGCGGAUGAGGCUAUGGACGGCUCGGAGACGUCUGUUCCAGUACCAAUCAUCAAGUUCAGGGCACUGGCAUCAUAUCUCGGCUCCAUCAGCAUGUACUUUGCUCUUCUCACGUCCCCCGCAGAGGAUGGUGAUGGAAAGACAGUUGCUUUAUCGCCAGCAGAAUUACGAGAUCACCCUGUUAUGGGAUCUCUAUUUAAGUGCAGGCAACAAUGGGAGACCGUCAAGGAAUGGACUAUUCCCGAGUACUCAAAAGAUCUUGAAGACGUCGAGGCUGAAGACUCAGAAGAGUCUGUGGAACUCGCACUAGCCGUGCAGCUGAAAGAAAAGAAGUCGACCCAAUCGGCUCAGAAAGACAAGAAGCUGAGCAAAUCGCAGCUAGCAGCCGAGAAAGCGCGCGUCGAAGCCGAAGCCCGUCGUGCCGAAAAGAUCAAAAAAGCCGAAGCCAACUUGGCCGAUUUGGCCGACCUGGUCAAGACAUCCAGCAAGAAGUCCAAAACACUAUCGAAACCAACAUCCCAACCCCAGGAGGACGACGACUCCGAUCUCGGCGACGAAGGUGCCCUUACAGCCCGUGAAGCCGAAGAGAAGGCCAGAAAGAAGCGCUCUCUGCGAUUCUAUACCUCUCAGAUUGCACAAAAGGCCAACAAACGGAACGCCGCUGGCCGAAACGCUGGUGGUGAUGAGGAUCUACCGUAUAGAGAACGUCUCAAAGACCGCCAAGCACGUCUUAAUGCGGAAGCCGAGAGACGUGGUCGUGCUCAAGCCAAUGAGACUGAACAGCUCGGCGGUGACUCUGACGAGGAGGAUCACCGUCUUGCGCGCGAGGUUCGUGGUGAUACUGCUGGAACAGAUGACGAUGAGUACUACGACAUGGUCGCUGCUCGUAACAAGCAAAAGAAGGCAGACAAGAAGGCUCGUGCUGAGGAAGCCGAGGCCGCUCAGAAAGGAGAGCGCUACGAACAAGUCGAAGAGGUCGGUCCUGAUGGGAAGCGUCGCAUUACUUACCAGAUUGAGAAGAAUAAAGGUCUGGCUGCCAAGAGGAACAAGGAUGUGCGUAACCCGCGUGUCAAGAAGAGGAAGAAGUUUGAACAGAAGAAAAAGAAGCUCGCUAGUAUCCGUCAAGUGUACAAGGGAGGCGAAGGUCGUGGCGGUUACGCCGGUGAGCUUACGGGUAUCAAGAAGAAUCUUGUCAAGAGUGUUAAGCUAUGA
Talaromyces amestolkiae is the source of this 1944-nucleotide messenger RNA. RefSeq lists its product as uncharacterized. The transcript has 2 exons. Lineage: Eukaryota; Fungi; Ascomycota; Eurotiomycetes; Eurotiales; Trichocomaceae. Gene Ontology annotation, cellular component: small-subunit processome; nucleolus. Gene Ontology annotation, biological process: maturation of SSU-rRNA from tricistronic rRNA transcript (SSU-rRNA, 5.8S rRNA, LSU-rRNA). The coding region runs from base 1 to 1944 and encodes 647 amino acids. The record is from RefSeq and is a predicted model, not a curated record.